This is a messenger RNA of Chiroxiphia lanceolata (lance-tailed manakin), 7038 nucleotides long. It is a transcript of the gene KCNMA1, whose product is annotated as potassium calcium-activated channel subfamily M alpha 1. Gene Ontology annotation, cellular component: postsynaptic membrane. Gene Ontology annotation, biological process: transmembrane transport; potassium ion transport. The transcript has 31 exons. The record is from RefSeq and is a predicted model, not a curated record. Bases 356 to 4309 code for a protein of 1317 amino acids. NCBI's taxonomy places the organism in Eukaryota, Metazoa, Chordata, Aves, Passeriformes, Pipridae. Gene Ontology annotation, molecular function: large conductance calcium-activated potassium channel activity.
GAAGGGGUGGGAAUCUGAGGAGGAGACUAUAUUUUUAUUAUUAUUUUUAAUUUUUUUAACAUUAUUUUCACCGUACAACGAGGACGCUCGGAAUUCACCGGCCUGACGGCUCCCGAGAGGGACCCGGGAAUUGUGCGGUCGCUUUUCUUCACCUGCUCUUUUUUUUUUUCUUUGUUUUGUUUUGUUUGUUUGUUUUGAUUGGGGGCUUUUUAUUUUUUAUUACUCUCCUUAUCCGUUUCCCGCUGAGCAGCGGCGGCGGCAGCAGCAGCAAUAUGGCUGGUGAUGGGUUUUUUGGGGGGCGCUGGCGGCGGGAGGAGCUCUCGGAAGCCCCUGCGCGCCCGGCUCGCUGUUAGCUAUGGCAAAUGGCAGCGGCGGCGGCUCCUACCCGGGCGGCAGCGGCGGCGGCGGCGGCAUUAGAAUGAGUAACAAUAUCAACGCCAACAAUCUCAACACAGACUCGUCCUCCUCCCCCGUCAAUGUGCCCAAGAUGGAUGCGCUCAUCAUCCCGGUGACCAUGGAGGUGCCCUGCGAUAGCCGCGGACAGCGCAUGUGGUGGGCUUUCCUCGCCUCAUCCAUGGUUACUUUCUUUGGGGGACUAUUUAUCAUCCUGCUGUGGAGGACCCUCAAGUACCUGUGGACUGUCUGCUGCCACUGCGGGGUCAAAAACAAGGAGGCCCAGAAGAUCAAUGGUGGUGGAGACACACAGGCAGAUGGAGCCUGCAAACCAACAGAUGAAAAAGAGGAGAAUGUGGCAGCAGAAGUGGGAUGGAUGACGUCUGUGAAGGAUUGGGCAGGAGUCAUGAUAUCUGCCCAGACAUUAACUGGCAGAGUACUUGUUGUCUUAGUCUUCGCUCUUAGUAUUGGUGCUCUUGUAAUAUACUUCAUAGAUUCAUCAAAGAGCCGUACAGCAGACUCAUUGAUCCCAAUAGAAUCCUGCCAGAAUUUCUACAAAGAUUUCACAUUACAGAUCGACAUGGCUUUCAAUGUGUUCUUCCUACUCUACUUCGGCUUGCGUUUUAUAGCAGCCAAUGACAAGCUAUGGUUUUGGCUAGAAGUUAACUCAGUGGUAGAUUUCUUCACGGUCCCUCCAGUGUUUGUGUCAGUAUAUUUAAACAGAAGUUGGCUUGGUUUAAGAUUUUUAAGAGCCCUUAGACUGAUACAGUUUUCAGAAAUUUUGCAGUUUCUGAAUAUACUUAAAACAAGUAAUUCCAUCAAGCUAGUGAAUCUGUGCUCUAUAUUUAUCAGCACGUGGCUGACAGCAGCUGGGUUCAUACAUUUGGUGGAGAACUCAGGGGAUCCAUGGGAAAACUUCCAAAAUAAUCAACCGCUAACGUAUUGGGAAUGUGUUUAUUUACUGAUGGUUACAAUGUCCACUGUUGGCUAUGGAGAUGUUUAUGCAAAAACAACCCUUGGUCGCCUUUUCAUGGUCUUCUUCAUUCUUGGGGGAUUGGCCAUGUUUGCCAGCUACGUCCCUGAAAUCAUAGAGUUAAUAGGAAACCGCAAGAAAUAUGGUGGUUCCUAUAGUGCGGUUAGUGGAAGAAAGCACAUAGUUGUCUGUGGUCACAUAACACUUGAAAGCGUGUCCAACUUCCUGAAGGACUUCCUGCACAAGGAUAGGGAUGAUGUCAACGUAGAAAUCGUCUUUCUGCAUAAUAUCUCCCCUAACCUUGAGCUGGAAGCUCUUUUUAAACGACACUUCACUCAGGUGGAAUUUUAUCAGGGUUCAGUCCUUAAUCCCCAUGACCUGGCGAGAGUGAAGAUAGAGUCAGCAGAUGCGUGCCUAAUCCUUGCCAAUAAAUACUGCGCUGACCCAGAUGCUGAAGAUGCCUCCAAUAUUAUGAGAGUUAUUUCAAUAAAGAAUUAUCAUCCGAAGAUAAGAAUUAUCACUCAGAUGUUGCAGUAUCACAAUAAGGCCCAUCUGCUAAAUAUCCCGAGCUGGAACUGGAAAGAAGGGGAUGAUGCAAUCUGUCUUGCUGAGCUCAAGCUGGGUUUCAUAGCCCAGAGCUGCCUGGCACCAGGCCUUUCAACAAUGUUAGCCAACCUCUUCUCUAUGAGGUCAUUCAUAAAGAUUGAGGAGGAUACGUGGCAGAAAUACUACCUGGAAGGAGUUGCAAAUGAAAUGUAUACAGAAUAUCUGUCUAGUGCCUUUGUGGGUUUGUCCUUCCCUGCAGUUUGUGAACUGGUGUUUGCGAAACUAAAGCUCUUAAUGAUAGCCAUAGAAUACAAGUCGGAAAAACGUGAAAGCAGUAUAUUAAUCAAUCCUGGAAACCAUGUCAAGAUUCAAGAAGGUACCUUAGGAUUCUUCAUUGCAAGUGAUGCCAAAGAAGUAAAAAGGGCAUAUUUUUACUGCAAGGCCUGUCAUGAUGACAUCACGGAUCCCAAAAGGAUAAAAAAAUGUGGCUGCAAACGGCAAGUAAAGAAUGCAGCUAGAUCAAGUUACCCAAAAUGCUCAUAUCAAUUCAAGAAUGCAACUACUAAUGCAUUGAUUGAUGCCAAGUCCGCUGAAGGAAUCCUGGAACCUGUUCCACUUGUUAAUAACCGUAAAGGGAGCCUCUUCCUACCCAACAACCCCUCGCUGCUGCACCUUAACUUACUGAGUUCUGUCGAACAAGGAAAAUCUACGUACUGUAGAUUGCAAAGGGCACUCAGCUUACCUGUAAAAUACCACUGCCACUCCCAAAAGCCUGGGUUGAACCAAGAUCUCCUUGAAGAUGAGCAGCCGUCGACACUAUCACCCAAAAAAAAGCAGCGAAACGGAGGCAUGAGAAAUUCACCCAACUCCUCACCCAAGCUGAUGAGGCAUGACCCCUUGUUAAUUCCUGGCAACGAGCAGAUUGACAAUAUGGAUGCCAACGUGAAAAAAUAUGACUCUACAGGGAUGUUUCAUUGGUGUCCAGCCAAGGACAUUGAAAAGGUCAUUUUGACUCGAAGUGAAGCAGCGAUGACAGUUUUAAGUGGGCAUGUAGUCGUUUGCAUAUUUGGGGAUGUUAAAUCUGCUUUGAUUGGAUUAAGAAAUUUAGUGAUGCCAUUACGAGCCAGCAACUUUCACUACCAUGAACUCAAGCACAUUGUGUUUGUGGGUUCACUUGAAUACCUGAGAAGGGAAUGGGAGACACUGCAUAACUUCCCCAAGGUUUCAAUCUUGCCUGGUACGCCAUUAAGUCGGGCUGAUUUAAGGGCUGUCAACAUCAACCUCUGCGACAUGUGCGUUAUCCUGUCAGCCAAUCAGAAUAAUAUUGAUGAUGCUUCGCUGCAGGACAAGGAAUGCAUCUUGGCGUCACUCAACAUCAAAUCUAUGCAGUUUGAUGACAGCAUUGGGGUCUUGCAGGCUAAUUCCCAAGGCUUUACACCCCCUGGAAUGGAUAGGUCAUCUCCAGACAACAGUCCAGUCCAUGGCCUGUUACGUCAACCCUCCAUUACAACAGGAGCCAACAUCCCUAUUAUUACAGAGCUAGUAAAUGAUUCAAAUGUUCAGUUCUUGGACCAAGAUGAUGAUGAUGAUCCAGACACAGAACUGUAUCUCACGCAGCCCUUUGCAUGUGGAACCGCGUUUGCUGUCAGUGUGCUGGACUCUCUCAUGAGCGCAACAUACUUCAAUGACAAUAUCCUCACACUGAUACGGACAUUGGUAACAGGAGGAGCCACACCAGAGCUGGAAGCACUGAUUGCUGAGGAAAAUGCAUUGAGAGGAGGUUACAGCACGCCCCAGACACUUGCAAACAGGGACAGGUGUCGAGUUGCUCAGUUGGCUUUGUAUGAUGGGCCGUUUGCAGACCUAGGGGACGGAGGUUGUUAUGGAGAUCUGUUUUGUAAAGCACUGAAAACAUACAAUAUGCUUUGCUUUGGAAUUUAUCGAUUAAGGGAUGCACAUCUAAGUACUCCCAGCCAAUGCACUAAACGUUAUGUUAUCACAAACCCACCGUAUGAAUUUGAGCUUGUGCCGACAGACUUGAUCUUCUGUUUGAUGCAGUUUGACCACAACGCUGGCCAGUCCCGAGCCAGUCUUUCUCAUUCCUCCCAUUCCUCCUAUUCUUCCAGCAAGAAGAGCUCAUCAGUUCACUCUAUCCCAUCAACAGCAAAUCGACCGAACCGCACCAAGACCAGGGAUUCCCGGGAAAAACAGAAUGCAACAAGGAUGAAUAGAAUGGGCCAAGCAGAAAAGAAAUGGUUUACAGAUGAGCCGGAUAAUGCCUAUCCCAGAAACAUUCAAAUCAAGCCCAUGAGCACUCACAUGGCCAAUCAGAUCAAUCAAUAUAAAUCAACAAGCAGCUUGAUACCACCAAUCCGAGAAGUUGAAGAUGAAUGUUGACUCCUUCGAGGCCAGAACUAUUUUUUUAAAGCCUGACAAACUUCAUGAAUGGUGAUGUGACAUUUAUUCCUCUUACAUGCUGAACCACUGAUGGAGAAGUUAAGAAGGGCAAGCAUAAUGGGAAACUGAAGUAGACAGAUCUUUGUUUGUCUGCCUUUAAUAUUGCUUCCACGUAUUUUGGAAACUAUUUCAUUUAUAAAUGAACAUAAUCAAAACUAGUCAUGUAUAGCCUCUAGCAUUUUAAAUUAUUUUUAUUUAUUAGAAAAAAAUAUAUUUUUUUUCUUUUUUUUCAUUGUCAAGUAUUUUCCCUUAAAAAAACCUGCAUGUGUGGCCAGACUCCUAAGAAUUAAAAAAAAACAAAACAAAACAAACAAGAAACCCUCAGUCUUUGGCUUAAAGGAGAAUGAUGGUCACAGUUAUAAGGAUGUGUAAUUAAGGGAGACAAAUGAUAUAUUUACAAAAAGGGAAAAAAAAAGGUCCAACUUGUAUUUUAGUAAAUCAAAAAAAAAGCAAACAAAAAAAAAAACCCAAAAAAUCACCCUACAACAAUUCACCAAAAUGUUUCUUUACUGGAAGAUGUGUAUUUUGUUCAGCAUCAACACCAGCUCUUAAUAAACUGAACUUAUUUAUUUUCAAAGUCGAAAGUCAUAUUUUUGUACAUGUGACAUUCUUCUGAAAUAUCCUUUGUUUUAUUAACAUACAUAGAUCAUCUUAAUUGCCGGUUAUGUGAGGGUCCAAUAACCCCCCACACGCACUGCGCCCUGCCCUGUCUCACGUGCACACACACCCACAGAAAAACCCGGCAUCCUCAGUAACUUGCUGUAACACUGGCAUAGGGAAUGUCCCUGCCCUAAACCAAGGGCCGUGUAGAUAAGGUGCACUUGCUAUAAAUGGCAAAUCUGGCAAUCUCACUUCACUUCCCAUUAGCCAUCAGCAGUUGCUAAUUUCAGGAAGGCAGGUUUGGCAAUUCUUCUUUUGCCAUGUAUUACAGUGCUUUCAUCCAGGCUGCAUAAAAUAGCGCAUGGAAGCGUAAGUUAUAAACUGUCUCAUCUACCAUAUUUUGUUACUUCUUUACUUCAAAAGUGCUGAUGGCCUUUCAUUGGUCUGAUUUGGUUCAAAUACUUCCUGAUACGUACAGAGAUUUAGCUCCAGCUCCUUGCACUUUGGUGAUAGCUCAUACCUUAGUAAAGGACACACUGAAUCUCCUUUUGGGGAAUUCAGAUCAGGAUAAAAACUGGUUUAGCCUCAGCUCUAUAAUCGUGCAACAUGCUGUCCUCAGUUAAUUCUUGCACCAAGCAACAUCUUAUUUUAGCAGUUGAUUUUUUGGUUUUGUUUUUUUUUUAUCCCUCUAAUUUAUUUUCACUUUGCUGGGACACCACACAUAAAAGUACAGUAAUAACCAAAUCAAAAUAAUAAUAAUGAAUGUAUUUAUUAUGAUAACAUGCAAAAGGCCUUUGAUGGGUGCCUUUUGUGUCAGCAGUUUCACAAAGUUGCCAACAAGCUUUAUAGCCAUCAGACAAAAAUGCGAUGUUUCAUAUCUGUGCUGCAGUACCUAUCCACCCAAGCAUUUAUGUUCUAAAUGAUUUAGUAACUCUCUCUAUCUCAAAGAAGCAACAUCUGACACAAUUGUAUGAAGAAAAACAAAAAGAAAAGGCUGUGGUAAUAAGGAAACAAAAACCAAAAACCCAAAACAGAGUCAUCAGGAAAGGCAGAUCUUCAUUGUGCAAGUUAACUUUAGGCUUUGUAAUUUUGCCGAAUUGUUAAAACACCACAAUAAAACAUACUGUGGUAUUUUUAUCCGUAGAGAAAUAUCAGUGAAUCAAACAAAUACAAAGCAGAUGAUGAAUUUAUUGUGAAAACAAUGAUGUCCACUAUAUAAUCCAACAUUUAAACCAAUCUAUUCAGCUUUAAUGUUUGUCCACUGGCUGCAGUACAAGUAUAACCAUACUAACACCUAAUAGGCUUUAUUCUGGAGUGACUUCUUGGACUGUGACUAUUUUGUUGUUACAUUUGUAGAAUAGCUAUUUAAAGACAAUAACAAGAAUUGUUAAUACAGUAUCUGUAAAAUUGGAUUGUUUAAAAUAUUUCACUCUCCUACAAAGUAAAAAAACAGUUCAAGCAGUUUUUCAUAAUUAUUUAGACCAUGUUUAACACAUUUCACAGUCCCCAAAAAAGAAGAUAAUUCCAGUGAGUUCUUCCAAUCUAUGCUGCGUCAGCCUAGUGAUACAUUAUAAUUUACAUCCAGUUUCUGCGUUGGGUCAUGUUAAGCCUUUUCUUUGAAGUCAGUGCUCCUUUUUCAUUUAUGAACUGCAUAUUAUAACCAGAAUGGAAAAGCUGGUCCUGAGUACAGGUGAAUUUUAGAAAUUUGUGCUCAACCUCACCAAGUACAUGUGAUUUCUUUUUUUUUUUUUCUUAGAAGACUGUUGUUUACUGUAGAGGCAUAGAACAUUAUAUCUUAUACUUUAUCAUACACAGUGCCAUUUCUGAGUGUCUUUCCUUCAGAAGUGAGCAUUCCCUGGAUAAAACACACUAGUGAAACAAAUACAACACUCCUACAUAGCUAAGGUGUGUGUGUGUGUCUGUCUGUCCAGUUUAACUGUCACACCAAAAAAUAUCACGCUACCAACUGUAUAUAAAUAAAGGACAAAAUCUGAACACACUCAUGCACUCUCCUGGCACAGACAGUUCCAUAUGUAGUGAUAGAUAGAACACCACCUGUAGAGAGCAAA